This is a messenger RNA of Talaromyces stipitatus ATCC 10500, 1982 nucleotides long. RefSeq lists its product as uncharacterized. The transcript is spliced from 4 exons. The coding region runs from base 547 to 1866 and encodes 439 amino acids. Lineage: Eukaryota; Fungi; Ascomycota; Eurotiomycetes; Eurotiales; Trichocomaceae. The record is from RefSeq and is a predicted model, not a curated record.
AGAGUGUCAGACUGCUCGCAUCGAGAACUUCCUCCACUGGGUAGUGAGAACCUGUACAAUCAAGAAAACGAGUACAGUCACAACCUACUGGCGGCAACUGAGUCAGCUACAUAUCACUUGGUGGCAAUGCCGGAUCUCACCCCAAACUCUGAAAGAGAUCUUUGUGUUUAUUGAAGGUUCUUUGACGAAAGAAUAUGGCCUGGAUAACACCGAAAGUGAGAAGCCACUGCUCGAGGCCGAAGAGUUUGUCGAGAUCAUACAGUAUCACUGGGCCGCUGACAUCAACGUCUUCCCCACGAGCGACAACGUGUCCAGGUUGCGUCCAUUCUUCUGCUGGCCGCUUAUACUGGCUCGAGGCCUGGGGCACUUCUCCACAUCACAUAUCGCGACCUACGCCUGUACGUGGAGAAGCACCGCAAGACCGGCAAGCAUGAGUUAAAGCUUGCAGUGACGCUGACUAAAACAAAAUCGGGACAGAAGCGGAAACGACCCAAAACCUAUAUUUUCCAUCUUGAUGAGAACCCGGUUUUCUGCAUCAUCACCCACAUGAUUAGCAUCGCCUUCGAUGAUGAGGCUUAUAAUGUGCCAGAACUGGUCUCCCCGAGACAGGUAUUUGCGCUGAAAGCGAAGAAAGGCCCCAGUCAAAUUGUGCCAUGGAAGCAAGAAAUGCUCGACAUUCCUGUCUUCCGCAGGGCUAUCAAGACACCGCGAGGUGUGGAAACCUCUAAGGAUGCACCACUCCCUUACAACCAGUAUCAUGGUUGGCUCGUUCUUCUCGGAGUUGCCCUAGGCUUCAUAUAUACCCUGACGACGUAUUGUCUGCGAAGAGCAUUAGGCAAUGCCAUUAAUGAUGAUCCCAACUCGAACGCGGCGGUGCGAAAUCUAGUCCUUGAUCAUGGUACCGGAUCUAAGAUCUUCGAACGCAACUAUCUCUCGCGGACGAUUCGUUACUUUACCCAAGAUCAGUUCUGGGGAAGAAGCUCCGAUCAUGAGUCUGCAAGGACUGCGAGCCAGAUCGGUCUGCUCCGAGAUCCUGAUCGACCGAGGAAACUCAGCGCCGAACAAGGACAGCAGGUACGACAGGAUCCUGAAGUCCGAGAAUUGGCGGCUGUCCGGAGUCGGUUGUGCGCUCAGAUCGAGGAAAUAUUCGGGGUAAUCGAAAUGGCGAAAGGGGAACCAAUCUAUAAUGACUAUCAAGCCGUGAAGGCAUCCCUUGCCGCUACUAUUCGAAAGAAGGAGCGCGCGUUGCUGAAGCAAAUUCAGGAGGAGUACGACUUGAAUGCCCCCGUGUUGGCUAUUCAGCAGCAAUUGAAUGCGGAACAGUCUGACGAUGACGACAAUGACGACGUUAAGGAAGGUAGUCCCGCUGAUGUCGACUCCAUCCGGAUCGCUGAGAGACGCUACAUCGCGGAAUGUGCGGUGCGGGAUCCAUCUGUACUCCACGAUCAGAAAGGUUAUGCCUUCCAUGUCGAGUUCUCCGUCGCUUUGAUUGCAUUAUGUAAACGGAGGGAUCGCCGCCCGGUGAAGACCAGGUGCUCUCCGGAGCCUGUUCUCGUCAAAGCUGCUUUAGAUUCGCCACGGCUGUCCCAGAUAGAACCCGAGAUCAAACGCGAUUCUCCAUUGAAGUGCCAAGGUUGGCAAUGCGUUUUCUGUCUAGCCAGUAACGACCUGCCUUUGGAGGAACGACAGUGCAGGUAUAAACGGAAAUACACGCUUCAGAAACACGUCGAUCGAUGUCGUCUCAAGUACUACGGUCCAGACGACCCCAUUCCUUGUCCUGACGACCAUGCAUGCGCUGGGCUCAUUUUGAAUGGGAAGAUGGAGCUGAAAGCGCACUUCGCCAAUAAGCAUAGUUGCUUUUUGUAGAUUGUGUUGACUGGCUUCUACGACCUGUUUGUUUUAAUCGUCGCUGUAUCUUUUAGAAUGUGUUGAUUUAUGCUAUUUGUUUGUUUCAUUUAUCUUGGAGCUGGCUCCACAUAUCG